GCGGGAGGACCAGCUGCUGGACGCCGAGGCCCGGUGUGACGCGUGGAUGAUACUAACUGUGUUUCUGAGCAACAAUGAACAGAUUUUGACAGAAGUUCCAAUUACACCAGAAACAACCUGUCGCGAUGUAGUAGAGUUCUGCAAAGAGCCUGGAGAAGGAAGCUGCCAUCUGGCUGAAGUAUGGCGUGGAAAUGAACGUCCCAUACCCUUUGAUCACAUGAUGUAUGACCACCUACAGAAAUGGGGUCCCCGCAGGGAAGAGGUGAAAUUUUUUCUUCGUCAUGAGGAGUCACCAGCCGAAAGUAAUGAACAGAGUGGACGUCAAGCCCAAAAUCAAAGAAAUGGCAUAAAUAUACCUGUGGAGAAACGUACAGAGAAUGGGGUUGGGAAUCCACGUGUUGAGCUCACUCUUUCUGAACUUCAAGAUAUGGCUGCCCGACAACAGCAGCAGAUUGAAAAUCAACAGCAAAUGUUGGUUGCUAAGGAACAACGUUUGCGUUAUCUGAAGCAGCAAGAACGUCGUCAGCAGCAGUCUGUUUCUGAGAGUGAAAAGCUUCAAAAACUUAAAGAACGUGUUGAAACCCAGGAGACAAAGCUGAAAAAAAUCCGUGCCAUGAGAGGACAAGUGGACUACAGCAAGAUCAUGAAUGGCAAUCUAUCAACUGAAAUUGAGCAUAUAAGUGCCAUGUUCCAGGAAAAGCAGCAGGAGCUACAGGCUGCAGUGUUAAAAGUGGAUCAACUUACUCAGCAGCUGGAGGAUUUAAGGAAAGGGAAACUGAAUGGGUUUCAGUCUUAUAAUGGACAAAUGACAGGACCUGCAGCAGUAGAAUUAAAAAAGUUGUAUCAAGAGCUACAGAUUCGUUAUAGGCUUAACCAGGAGCAGAACUCUAAGCUUCAGCAGCAGAAAGAACUCUUAAACAAACGUAAUAUGGAGGUGGCUAUGAUGGACAAGCGAAUCAAUGAGCUGCGUGAACGACUAUACAAGAAAAAAGUUGAGGCACGUCAAAAAGAAAACAUUCCUUUGAAUCGUAUUAAUGGAACUUCAUCACCCCAGUCAUCCUUGAGUGCUUCAGGAAGGGUGGCAGCAGUAGGCCCUUACAUCCAAGUUCCAAGUGCUGGCACUUACGCUGUACCAGUAGAUCCAGUUAAACCACAGUCUCUCACCAUUGCUUCUAGCUCAACACAUGGAAGAUCAAAAUCUGCUAAUGAUGGAAAUUGGCCAAUACUUAAACAGAGCUCAACCCCUGUGGUAAAACCCCCUCAGAUCUCCAACACAGACUGGAAAGAAUCAAGCAUGGAUACUGCUUUAAAACAAGGAACUAUAUCCAGCCAGCCUUUGCCAACUUCAGUAUUAGGAAGUACUGAUAAGCUGGGUCUUGACCUGGGGAAGGUGCCACCAACAAUUCCUGGUGUAAGCAAGCAGUUGCCUCAAAACUAUGGGACCUAUCCAAGUCCAGUUCCCUUAGGAACAGGUUCUACAAAUUCUCUAGAAAGAAGGAAGGAUGGCAGUCUGCCCAGACCUGGCACCAGUAUAACAAAUCGGCAAAGACCUGUUCCACUUCCACCGCCAAGCAAUGUACAUCAGCCCAGUUCUUCACAACAGAUUCAACAGAGAAUUUCUGUACCUCCCAGCCCUACGUAUCAACCUUCCGGUCCCCCCUUGUUUCCAGGAGGAGAUGGCAGGCCAGAGCUCCCUUUAACUGUGGCAAUCAGACCUUUUCUAGCUGAUAAAGGAUCAAGACCUCAGUCUCCCAGAAAAGGGCCACAGACAGUGAACUCCAGUUCCAUCUACUCAAUGUAUCUUCAGCAAGCAACACCACCAAAGAAUUAUCAACAAGCUGUAUACAAUACCUUAAAUAAGUCAGUAAAAGCAGUUUAUGGAAAACCCGUAUUACAAUCUGGUUCAACUUCUCCCUCACCCUUGCCAUUCCUUCAUGGUUCUUUGCCUGCCCAGACUUCCUCACAGCCACAACCUCAGCCUCAGACUGAGGUCUCUGAAAAAGAUCAAGAGCUGGAAAAUGCUCCACCAUCCAGUGAAAAUAGCAAUGUGGAAAACAUUCCUCGUCCUCUCAGUCCUACUAAGCUCACGCCUAUUGUGCAUUCACCCCUACGAUAUCAAAGUGAUGCUGACCUUGAAGCUCUGAGAAGAAAAUUGGCCAAUGCUCCUAGGCCAUUAAAGAAGCGUAGUUCUAUCACUGAACCAGAAGGCCCAAGUGGACCAAAUAUACAAAAAUUAUUGUAUCAGCGCUUUAAUACUCUUGCUGGAGGAAUAGAAAGUGCUCCUUUUUAUCAGCCAAGCAAUCCACAGGACUUCAUAGGCAUCUUAGCUGAUGUCGAUAAUGGUAAUGCUAGUACCAAUGGCAAUAUUGAAGAACCUAUUUCCGUGCAACCUACAGUUCCUCUUCCUGAUGAGCCACCCCCUUCGUCAGAUGCCAAUGACAAUGAAUUACCUUCUCCUGCUACUGAGGAACUGAUAAGCACUGAAACCACAAAUCAAACAUCUGAGACAACUGAAGAUAACAACAACAAUCCUGCUAUAGUUCCUUCUACUGAACAGUCAUCCAGUCCCACGCCCGAGGUCAGUUCUCCAGUAGAAGAUGAAGCUCCUUUGCCACCUGUUCUUCCUCCUCCACUUCCUCCAACAAAACGUACCAACUUGAAGAAACCUAACUCAGAAAGAACAGGACACGGUUUGAGAGUGAAGUUCAAUCCGUUGGCCCUCCUCUUAGAUGCUUCUUUGGAGGGAGAAUUUGAUCUUGUACAACGAAUCAUAUAUGAGGUUGAUGAUCCCAGUAAACCAAAUGAUGAAGGAAUUACACCUUUGCAUAAUGCAGUGUGUGCUGGUCAUCACCACAUUGUGAAGUUCCUGCUUGAUUUUGGUGUAAAUGUAAAUGCAGCAGAUAGUGACGGGUGGACACCCUUGCAUUGUGCUGCUUCUUGCAAUAGUGUUCACCUCUGUAAACUACUGGUUGAAUCUGGGGCAGCUAUUUUUGCUUCAACUAUAAGUGAUAUAGAAACUGCUGCAGACAAGUGUGAAGAGAUGGAAGAAGGUUAUAUUCAGUGUUCCCAGUUCUUGUACGAUUUUCAAAAGCUUCAAGUGUUACUGUGUAAGUAUGACAACGAAACAGAGUGGUGGUGGGCCCGCCUCAAUGAUAAAGAAGGCUAUGUGCCUAAAAAUCUCCUUGGGUUAUAUCCACGAAUAAAACCUAGACAGCGAACCCUUGCCUGAAUUCAGUUGUACAACAGUGCAAUACCGUGCUGGUAACUGGAAACUUAAAACAUACACUGGAGCCAUCAUUUUUGAUCAUUUCACACAGAGAAAUAAAACUAUAUUUAGUUUUAAUGGUGCUUUCUCUUGUUAAAUGGACAGCAUCCACGAUUUUCAAGAUCUGCAGUUUGUAAAUGAGGAUCGUUUUUACGUGACCCGCCACUGAUGAGGAGAGCGAUACCUCCACUAUCUACAGUGUUGCGCCAACUAUCGUCUAAAGCAGUGUUUUAAGUUAAAGUUCCAUGGUAGGAGCUUUCUUGUGUUAAAUGUUCAGAGGUGUCACUUGCGGAGUGCAGAUACGCUGUCCACUUUGCUCCAACCCCACAGUAACUGUCCCACAUCGGGAUUUUGGAUAUUUCGUUUGAUACCAGUGAAUGUUGAGUUCUCAUUAUUGAUCAACUCUUUGGGUUCUAGGACACAAGGUCUUCACUUAUUACCUGCAUCAUUAAGUAAUCACCAAAGCUUUAUGAAGGCUAGGAUUUUAAGCAGUAACAUGCUAUACACUUAAAUCCUGGUCUAGACAACCCCAACAAAAGCUUUACAUAGUCUAGCAUCUAGUAUUAUUUGCGUUUAGCAUCAAGCUAGGGAACUAACUGAACAGCAGUAUUUGUACACUUCUCAAACCCCCUACACAGUAUUUCACUUGGUGUUUCAUUUUCUUAUUAUUCAGCCUACAGCACGUGUUACCUCUACUAAUGUAAAGGUUCCCCUACUAACCACCUGAGCUUGUCCACCCUGGACAAAACGGUUAGUACUGAACGUGCAGCAGCUUAAGGGAUUUGUAUGUCUGCAUGGAUGAAAGUGCAAUAGUUGAAAAGGGUAAGAGUCCAGUAAGGGUUAUACUGUGUAAUUUGAAGUCUGUGCCUGAGUCCGUCUAGAAGAAAAUAUGAAGGACUGGAUAGAAGUAGAAAGAGGGGUGUGUAGAUGCUAAGUCAAGGACAAGAAAGAAACAAGGUUUAGAGAAGGAUUUAAGAAAGGCAAUAGCUUAUUUGAGGACAGUUUUUGUGGUUCUUGGCAGCCUACAGCUGUUGCCAAGGCAAGUUAUGCAAUAACCUAUUCCACUACAUUGCCGUUUCAAGGAGAAGAAAAAAAAAGGCACUUCACUGGAAUUUUAAUUGUACAUGAUUUUAUAUACCAAAAGUCUAUUUUGAAUUUCCCAUUUUAAGUUUUAGCCAUAUUUCUUGUCAUUUUCUCCCAUUUAACAGUAUGCAAUUUGAUUAACUCUUCAUGUACAAGUUCUGUGUAUAAUUUAUAUAUCCAUUUCUGCAGUGCUGUAACUUGCUUUUACCACAGGUUAGCAUUAACUGUAUAUAUUGUGGUGAAAAGUGAAAGGGUAUUAUUGUUGAAGAAUUUGCUACAUGAAUGUGAUGAUUUCAAGAGCCUAUGAUACACUAAUUCAGAGAACAUGUAAAUGUGCACAAUAAAGUACUGCUAAGGCA
Aptenodytes forsteri (emperor penguin) is the source of this 4707-nucleotide messenger RNA. RefSeq names its product protein phosphatase 1 regulatory subunit 13B (gene PPP1R13B). Gene Ontology annotation, molecular function: transcription factor binding; p53 binding. Lineage: Eukaryota; Metazoa; Chordata; Aves; Sphenisciformes; Spheniscidae. The record is from RefSeq and is a predicted model, not a curated record. The coding region runs from base 47 to 3229 and encodes 1060 amino acids. Gene Ontology annotation, biological process: apoptotic process; regulation of apoptotic process; negative regulation of cell cycle. Gene Ontology annotation, cellular component: nucleus. The transcript is spliced from 18 exons.